AUGAACUCUUCAUUGAUUCCUAAAAGAGUCAAUUUAUUGAACUUUGCUUUAAGAGCCAAUAAAGGAAAUCUCGUUGUUCUAUUAAAAUCCCUUCUUAUUCCGACUACAUCUUAUAAUAUUAUAAUUGGUAAUUCUGGUAUUGCAACUUGUUCAUUAGCUCUUUCUGCUUUGAUUGAUCAUUCAAUAAACACCUUUUAUAAUGAACCAUCAAUGGCUCCACUACUUUCAAAUCUUCUUGAUAAAUUAUUAUUAGGAACAACUGUUGUGUCAUUGUCAUGUGUAAAUAGAGUACCACCACAAGUUGCAUCAAAUAUAUUUGCAAGAGAUGUGUUGCUGUCUGUUGGCUCAUUACUUCAUCGAUACUUAGCAUUUCCUCAUCCAAUUGAAUGGGAUAAAUUCUUUGAUACAUCUCAGUACACUUCAUUCACAAUUACCCCAACUUAUUUUGGAAGAUUGAAUACUUCUAUGACUACUUUAUUAACAAUUUGCGUUCUUUUAAAUUGGACAUUUAAACCACCUGUUACUCGAGCAUUUGUCUCUUUCUUACCAAAAGUAAUGGAUUUUUGUAGUAUAUUUUCUUUUAUUGAAUACUUCCUUCCACCAGCAAUACCUAAACCUCGAUCGUAUGGAGUAUUUUCAUCCUUAUUUAUCUAA
This is a messenger RNA of Entamoeba dispar SAW760, 654 nucleotides long. RefSeq lists its product as uncharacterized. The record is from RefSeq and is a predicted model, not a curated record. Bases 1 to 654 code for a protein of 217 amino acids. Lineage: Eukaryota; Evosea; Mastigamoebida; Endamoebidae. The transcript has 2 exons.